Cicer arietinum (chickpea) is the source of this 1767-nucleotide messenger RNA. Its product is annotated as glycylpeptide N-tetradecanoyltransferase 1-like. Gene Ontology annotation, biological process: N-terminal peptidyl-glycine N-myristoylation. The record is from RefSeq and is a predicted model, not a curated record. Gene Ontology annotation, molecular function: glycylpeptide N-tetradecanoyltransferase activity. Gene Ontology annotation, cellular component: cytoplasm. Lineage: Eukaryota; Viridiplantae; Streptophyta; Magnoliopsida; Fabales; Fabaceae.
CAACUAAGCGAAAACCUGAAAAAAAAUUGUGAGACUCCAUCACAACUCAGAAAGACAGAUUUCUUUCAGUCUCACGUCGCUUCCGAUCUCCGGCCGCCGCUUUCUCCUCCUCCUUGCUUCUCAUCUAUCGCGCGCGCAUCAUCCUCCCGCUCUUCGUUUAUUACUUUUCCGAAAGCAUUUCAAAUGGUUGAUAGCAAUAUUUCUUCUGGAUCACCUGAAGAGACUCAAAAUCCCAACCCAGAUGGGAAUGCACCUUCUGAAAGUGAUCUUGCAUUGGAUAAUCUAGCACAAAAAGUUCAAGAAUCUCUAUCUCUGGAAAACAGACAUAAGUUUUGGGAAACCCAACCUGUUGGUCAGUUCAAAGAUAUAGGGAACUCUAGUUUGCCAGAAGGCUCUAUUGAACCUCCAACCCCCUUAUCUGAGGUUAAACAGGAACCAUACAACCUUCCUAACCUCUAUGAAUGGGUUACUUGUGACGUUCACGACGAGCAGAUGUGCGAUGAGAUAUACACCCUUCUUGCUAAUAAUUAUGUUGAGGAUGAUGAGAACAUGUUUAGGUUUAAUUAUUCAAAGGAAUUUCUGCGCUGGGCCCUGCAACCUCCUGGGUACUUCAAGAGUUGGCAUAUUGGUGUCCGUGUUAAAAGUUCCAAGAAGAUGGUUGCCUUUAUAACAGGUGUUCCUGCCCGAAUUCGAGUUCGUGAUGAGGUUGUUAGUAUGGCGGAAAUUAAUUUUCUGUGUGUUCACAAGAAGCUUCGAACAAAAAGGCUUGCUCCCGUCAUGAUCAAAGAGGUUACCAGGAGGGUGCACUUGGAGAAUAUAUGGCAGGCUGCAUACACUGCCGGAGUGGUUCUUCCUACACCAGUAGCAACUUGCCAAUACUGGCACAGAUCCUUGAAUCCCAAGAAGCUGAUUGAUGUUGGUUUCUCUCGGCUUGGUGCACGGAUGACAAUGAGUAGAACUAUCAAGCUUUACAAGCUACCAGAAUCAACAGUCACACCAGGGUUUAGAAAGAUGGAAAUUCAUGAUGUUCCUGCGGUUACAAGGCUGAUUAAGAAUUAUUUGAGCCAUUUUAUUGUUGCGCCUGAUUUUGAUGAAAAUGACGUGGAGCAUUGGCUUCUUCCAAGGAAGAAUGUUGUUGAUAGUUAUCUGGUUGAAAGUCCUGAAACUCAUGAGGUCACUGACUUUUGUAGUUUUUACACACUUCCUUCUACUAUCCUUGGCAACCCAAAUUAUUCAACUUUGAAAGCAGCCUAUUCAUUUUACAACGUUUCAACAACUACCCCUUUGCUACAGCUGAUGAAUGAUGCUCUCAUUGUAGCAAAACAGAAGGAUUAUGAUGUUUUCAACGCUUUGGAUGUCAUGCAAAAUGAAAUCUUUUUGAAGGAACUGAAAUUUGGACCAGGUGAUGGUAAACUUCAUUAUUAUCUUUACAACUACCGAGUAAGGCAUGCAUUAAAGCCGUCAGAGCUUGGGCUUGUGCUUCUGUAGUCCAAAAUUUGGAAAUUUAUGGUAUGGACGAAUUAGAAAUCAUGAUGAUUUUGCUGAUAGACUCUGUAUGUUUGCAUAUUAUGUGGUGAUCCAUUGUUAGACCUUAAAUUUUGCUUUACUUUUGAACAAAGUUUAAGUCCUUCUCAGAGGCAAUUCUGGAGGGUCAGUGCCUGCCAUAACUGGUAGAACUCGAGGAUUCCAAGUCCUGAUUGCUAUUUUUGUUUAUGCUGAUGUCCUUUUUAAUUUAAUUUAAGUUUUUGCCUUUUUUUAGGUCAAAAA